AUGGAAGUAAUUUUUACCAUCAAUCGCGAGUCUGAUCUACUAGAUAUGUACCUGAUCAUCGAUGCCGUUGACGAGUGUGACAACAACCUGUCUCAAUUGCUCGAUUUGAUAACCCAGUCAUUGCAUCUCGGUCGCAAAAUCAAGUGGAUAAUCUCCAGUCGCAAUCAAGAUGACAUUGAGCGUCAUUUGGGGUCUUUGGAGAUGCUGAGGACCCUGCAGCUCGAGCGCAAUUCCGAUAAAAUUGCGAACGCCAUCGAUACGUUCAUAGACACCAGGGUCUCAGAGCUAGCUCCUCUGCGGAAUCAGGCGGAGAUAGAAGACAAAUUGAAAAAGGAGAUGCGACUGAAAUCGGAUGGCGCAUUUCUAUGGGCUGCUUUGGUGAUAGCUGAACUCCGAAAGAACGCCUUCGCAACGGAUAUGCUUGAAUCCCUCGAAGAAGCACCGAUAGGUCUCAUUGCAUUGUUUGAUCAGAUGAUGGACAAAAUCCAUGGACUUCAUCUUCAGAAUGCUCGUCGGUGUGUCCAGGUCUUGUUAAUGGCUAUUUCCGUCUACCGGCCCGUCCAUCUGUUUGAAAUGCGAAUCAUAUCAGGGCUACCGCAGGAGAUCGUGGACCCCUCGGAGCUUUACAGGAUGAUUAGUAUGUGUGGUUCCUUCUUGACUGUUCGAGAGAGCUACGUAUACUUCAUCCAUCAGUCGGCUAAGGAUUAUCUCACAAGGAAUUUAUCAAAAGUUCCCCUUGACAUAGCGAACGAGCAAAUCCAUUACCUGACAUAUUCCCGCUCAUUGCAAGCUAUGUCAGACACUCUACAACAGGAUAUCUGCAAGCUUAGCAACCCUGGGCCAAUCGCAACCGAGAGUCGAUCCAAAACAUUAGCAUUGCUAUCCAUCGAAUAUGCGUGUGUCUAUUCUUUUGACCAUUUGAGUCAACACACCACAAACGGAGAUAAUCGCUUGCUUGAUGAUGGCGGAGAGCUGCACACUUACUUAUGGAUACCACCAGUGAUCAAGAUGUCAUCCGCCGUAUGGUACGCACUUGCAUCCGACAAAAGAUACACAAUCUGCACCUUGAGGUCCGUUCGGUCACCCAUACGGCGCAUGGGAGGCUCGUUGUUCCACCACAGCGCCCUUGCUAGAGCAGUAGUCGCCGGUCGCUUGGCCCAUGCUAGCCACGUAUGCUGCAAUGGAGGCGAUGAACAUAAUCGAACCCUUGCAUCCGGUGUGUGGCGAAGGGUCUUGUUCUUCCAUUUGAGCUACGGCGAGCUGCGCAGCGUAAUAUGUGCCGAGGAUAUUCACGUUGAACGAACGGGCGACAGACUCUGGAGAUCGCUCGAGGAAAGACUGAUCUACGCAUAUUCCAGCCGCAGUGACCCUGCAAAGAGUUAG
Messenger RNA from Aspergillus affinis, 1383 nucleotides. RefSeq names its product WD40 repeat-like protein. The coding region runs from base 1 to 1383 and encodes 460 amino acids. NCBI's taxonomy places the organism in Eukaryota, Fungi, Ascomycota, Eurotiomycetes, Eurotiales, Aspergillaceae. The transcript has a single exon. The record is from RefSeq and is a predicted model, not a curated record.